Brassicogethes aeneus is the source of this 4198-nucleotide messenger RNA. Lineage: Eukaryota; Metazoa; Arthropoda; Insecta; Coleoptera; Nitidulidae. The record is from the annotation of a GenBank genome assembly.
ACUGAUAUAUUAACGUAUGACGAAUCGGUUUUCCAGUAGUUUAACUCGCGAGCUCUUCAAUCAAACACUAAAGAUUUUUUCCAUUGUACUUAAAAUUGAAAUGUGAUAUUUGUAGUUUUGUUGGAGUUUUAAAAAGUGACUUAAGGUAUUCCUGCCGGUUAUAACAGAUAAAAAAUAGCUAGUCAUGGAUGCCAAUGAGAUUAAAUUUAAGGAUAAAGUUCAUCCCGAAGUGAGGGCCAAUUUUAUAUCAAAACUAUUUUUCUGUUGGUUUAUACCCACUUUCAUAAGAGGUUACAAGACACCUUUGGAAGAAAAAGACUUAUACAAUGCUUUACCUGUUCACAAUUCCAUAACGUUGGGAGAUAAAUUGGAAAAUGCGUGGAACAAUGAACUUGCUAGAAGUAAAAAUCCUUCAUUAUGGAAAGUUUUACUCAAAACCUUUAAGUUGGACUUUCUCUUCACAGGGGCAAUGUACUUUUUUAACGAAUUCGCUUUGAAGUUAGGUCAACCAAUAUGUAUAUCCCAAUUGUUGCUCUACUACAACCCAAACUCAACAAUGACCAAGAAAGAAGCCUAUUUCUACGCUGGAAUGGUUGUGGUAUUAUCCAUGCUUCAAGUUAUCAUAAGCCACAAUGUCGUGCUACGCUUACAACAUUUGGGAAUGAAAAUGAGAGUUGCGUGUUGUUCCUUGAUCUACAGAAAAACAUUAAGACUAAACAAGUCAGCACUUGUUGAUACAACAAUUGGUCAGAUGGUAAAUCUACUCUCAAACGAUGUCAAUAGGUUUGAUUUUUCCAUGAUACAUGUUCAUCACUUAUGGGGGGCUCCCAUUGAAACUGUUAUAGUAAUGUAUUUACUAUAUUCCAAGCUUGGAUUGACGUCCAUUGUUGGUGUAGGUUUUUUAUUAACAUUCAUACCAUUACAAAUGUACAUGGGUAAAAGAACUUCAGUGUACAGACUUCGAACCGCCAUAAGAACAGACGAAAGAGUCAGAUUGAUGAACGAAAUCCUAUCUGGUAUCCAAGUAAUAAAAAUGUACACAUGGGAGAAACCUUUUGCGAAACUCGUCGAGAUAGCCAGACGUUCAGAAAUGGUGGAAAUUACUAAAAAUUCCAUGCUCAGAGCUCUAACUCUAUCAUUCGCUUUAUUUAUGAAUAGAAUUUCUAUUUACUUUUGCAUACUUACCUACGUACUAGUUGGGAAUACUGUGAAUGCUGAAUUCGUUUAUAGUUGUGUUUCGUUUUACAGUAUUUUAAGACAGGCUGUUACGAUGUUUUUGCCGCAAGCUGUUACAUCGAUGGCUGAAUGCAACGUGUCUGUGAAACGCAUCAAAACGUUCUUAUUGUAUGAAGAAAUUCACGAUGAAAAUGAACCUGUUAUGUACGUUAAUGAUAAUAGUCAGAAGGAGAAACAGAAUGGUUUGGUACUAAAAUCUGAUAUAAGCAGCAAAAGUAUUGGUAUAUUUUUGCAGGAUGGGGCUUGUAGGUGGUCUUCAUCAUCACCUGAAAGCACUUUAUCAGGCAUCAACUUUUCUGUUAGUGAAAACCAAUUAGUAGCCAUCAUUGGGCCAGUGGGAAGUGGAAAGACAACUCUACUACACGUUCUACUAAAAGAAUUAUCCCUGGAAGGUGGUACUUUGGAAGUGAAUGGUAGAGUAUCAUAUGCAUCACAAGAACCAUGGUUAUUUGGUGGUAGUGUAAGACAAAACAUUCUUUUUGGACAAGAAUAUAAUGAGAAUAAAUAUAAGGAAGUUGUGAGGGUGUGUGCUUUGGAAAGAGACUUCACUCUAUUCCCCUAUGGUGAUAAAACAAUCGUCGGUGAGAGAGGUACAAUGUUGAGCGGUGGCCAAAGAGCUAGAAUCAAUCUUGCACGUGCUGUUUACAAGGACGCAGACAUAUACUUACUGGACGAUCCUCUAUCAGCUGUGGAUACACACGUGGGUAAGCAAUUAUUCGAAGACUGCAUUAGCAAAUACCUGGGCGACAAAUGUGUAGUUCUCGUCACCCAUCAACUGCAAUACCUUCACAAAGUUAGCAGGAUCGACUUGCUAGAAGACGGGAAAAUAUCGAUAUCAGGAACAUACCAACAACUACAAAACUCCGGCAGAGACUUCACGAACUUGCUCAACGAACACAAAGAUGAACACAACGAUGAUGAAGAGAAGAAAGACAGGAAGAGCAAGCACGAGGUAAUGGAGGAAGAUAAACCUGGUGAACCCACGGAAGUUAAAGAACACGUUGAAAAAGGAAAAAUAUCUGGAGAAGUUUAUAGGAGGUACUUUAAAGCUGGUGGUCGUUUAUGGCAGGCUUUCGCUAUGCUAAUUAUAUUUAUUCUGGCACAAGUAAUUGGUAAUGGUAACGAUUACUUCGUCACUUGGUGGGUAAACUAUGAACAAGACAAGUUGGCCCAAGCUAACUUCACGAACACUACGGAAACCUUCUGGGAUACUGUUUUCUUUGAAUACAACGGAUUAUACAUCUACACAUCUUUUGCUGUAAUGGUUGUUGUGAUGGUUGUAUCAAGGUCUGUUAUAUUCUAUAAAUUCUGCAUGGUGGCUUCAAGAAAACUGCACGAUAAUAUGUUCAACAAUGUUGUAUUCGCCACCAUGGAGUUUUUUAACAAUAAUCCCUCUGGAAGAAUUCUAAACAGGUUUUCGAAAGAUAUGGGAGCUGUUGAUGAAAACUUACCGGGUGCUAUGAUAGAUACAAUACAAAUUGGUCUGAAUGUGCUGGGCAUAUCAAUUGUCGUUGGUAUAGUCAAUCCAUGGGUUUUGUUAUCAACCGUUGUAAUCCUUACCAUUUUCUAUGGUAUAAGAGUUGUAUAUUUGGCUACAAGUCGUAACAUCAAGCGAAUGGAAGGAACAACUCGUAGCCCAGUUUUCUCUCAUCUAUCAGCGUCUCUGCAAGGUUUAACAACUAUUAGAGCGUUUGGUGCUCAGGAAAUAUUGCGUGAAGAGUUUGAUAAGCAUCAAAAUUUGCACAGUUCAGCCUUUUACAUGUUCUUGGUAGCAGGAAAAACCUUCGGUUUUUGGCUUGAUUUUCAUUGUGUAAUCUAUAUAGCUCUAGUCGUUGUGAGCUUCCUAUUCAUCGAGAAGGAAUCUUAUGGAGGAAAUGUUGGUUUGGCUAUAACUCAGUCCAUGGGGUUGUGCGGGCAGUUUCAAUGGGGUAUGAGGCAGUGGAGUGAGUUAGAAAACAUGAUGACCGCCGUGGAGAGGGUUUUGGAGUACACGGAAAUCAAACCUGAACCACAAGGUGUUGUUAAAGAACCGCCCAAAUUUUGGCCUGAGGAAGGAAACGUCAAAUUUGAAUCUGUAUACAUGAAGUAUUCUGAAAAUGAACCUUUUGUCCUCAAAGAUCUAAGUUUUGACGUCAAACGAGGUGAGAAAGUUGGCAUUGUUGGAAGGACGGGUGCUGGUAAAUCGUCGUUGGUAUCAGCACUCUUUAGAUUGUGUCAAAUUGAAGGAAAAAUCAUAAUAGACAAUGUGAAUACAAAGGAAAUAUCAUUGGAAAAUUUAAGAUCCAAGAUCUCCAUUAUUCCCCAAGAACCAGUCUUGUUCUCUGGAACUCUAAGAAAAAAUUUAGAUCCAUUCGACCACCACAACGAUGACGUAAUAUGGAGCGCAUUGGAACAAGUCGAACUCAAAGGCGCUAUUGAUGAUUUAGCGUCAGGUUUGGAAAGUAAAAUCUCAGAAGGUGGAAGUAACUUCAGUGUAGGCCAAAGACAACUUCUGUGCCUUGCUAGGGCUAUAAUACGCAAAAACAAAAUACUCAUUCUUGAUGAAGCCACAGCGAAUGUUGACCCUCAAACCGACGCUUUAAUUCAAACAACCAUUAGAGAUAAAUUCGGAGAUUGCACUGUGCUCACUAUAGCGCAUAGACUUAACACUAUAAUGGAUUCAGAUAAGGUAUUAGUAAUGGAUUCAGGCACUGUGGUGGAAUUUGAUCAUCCCCAUAACUUACUACAAAACAAAGAUGGAAUAUUCGCUAGCUUAGUCAAACAAACUGGAAGAGCAAUGUCUGAUAACUUGACUGCUAUCGCAGAAAUGAACUACAAUAUGAGGAAGGAUGAAUGAUAAAUCACUAAAAAAGACUAGGUAUAUGAAAAACUAAAUAAUUUAUUUAUUUAAAUAUUCCGUUUUGGAGUGUCCAAACUAUUUAUUAUUAGAUUUAAGUUUCAAUUAAAGUAUCCUUUCUACAGA